AUGGAUGUCGAGCGUGCCGUGCCCAAAUGACUCUUUUUGACUGGAUUAUGAUUAAUAUAGUCGGCUAUCUGGCUACAGAGAUAAUUCUGCGACCACCGACUGGCCCAGAGUAGAGAGUUGAGCACCACCACUCACGGCGCAGGUCCAGGAAAGCGUGGAGUUUUGUUGUUGUAUUUUAUUUUUUCGGUACUGAGAGUACGGUGGUAGAAGGUUGGCCGUGCAGCGCGCGCGUGUGUGUACAUGGUGGGCAUCAUGGAAUCGGAGACUGGGAGCACCACGAGUCCCGGCCCGGGCCAGGAGAACAUUAGCUUCAGUAUCAACCAAAUUUUGAACAGUCAAAGCUCGUCGUCGUCGCAGCCCCUGUCACAUCCGUCCAUAUGUAUGUCCCAGCCCAGUUUCUACUCCCCCCACCUCUCCUGGCCCACGACGCCGUCCUGUGGCAGCGUGGCGAACGGCGUGAUCAGAGUACCGGCGCACCGGCCCGCGCCACCUCCCCUCAACGCGCACUUCCCGUGGAUGGACCAACGGGCCAGGCUCGCCAAGGAAGGUCUAGCAGUGCCACCAUUUACCGUUACACGGCGGAUCGGGCACCCCUACCAAAACAGGACGCCGCCCAAGAGAAAGAAACCCAGAACCUCCUUCACAAGGCUUCAGAUCUGCGAACUGGAGAAAAGAUUCCACAAACAGAAAUAUUUGGCGUCGGCAGAGAGGGCUCAACUCGCCACUCAACUCAAAAUGACGGACGCCCAAGUCAAGACAUGGUUUCAGAACAGAAGAACAAAGUGGAGAAAGACGACAGAAGAAAGGAAAUGGUACAGCGACCCUCCAACCACCACCUAUCCCUUCUCCGCCAUGCUUCACUCACCUGUAUAUCAAUACUUAGAGGAUGUGCCGUUUCGCACCGUGUUAAGCAAGUGUGUGCCUCCCCACUACAGGCGGCAGACAGCCGAGGAGAGAGAGGCGGAGAGACAGCAGGCCAACAGAAUGCUGCUGCAGCUACAAGCGGAAGCAGCCAAGAACAUGCCUCAGACUUACGAUCCUAUCUGUGCUUACAACGCGUCUUUGCACGCCCUACAAUCGCUUCAACCGUGGGCAGAGAACAAGCCCGACCCCAACCGGCCGGCCUACCUGAACGCACCCUCCCUCACCACGCCAACGAUCUGCUAGCAAAAACUUGUCGGGACAGUAAGGGACUCGGUGCCGACGGGACGUGGCGCAGGGACCCGGUGGCCCCCGUGAGUACAACAUCAUCUUGUGCUGUACCAACUUGUUCUUUCAAACCAAGAACGGUAUGUGACAAUUGCAGGGAAACUGUGCAAAAUAAAAACGAGCCAAGCGAUGGUUAUUUGACAGGAUCGCAAGAGUGAGACUCGACCAGAAACCUCUGUCGGACAUACUUACACAUGGAGGUUGUAAAAGAAAACAAAGAUGUUACUUACAAAACCUGUACAGAAAGUUUGUAUGGUUUUCUUAGACUCUGUUCAUUAUUUGCUUUAUGCUUCAUACCAAGUCGUUGGAACUAUUUGUACGCUUUAAGAGUUAUAUAGGUUCCAUAGUGAGCAAUAAUAUUUAAAUCAGAAUCGAUGUAAUUUUUACAUGAUAGUGCAUCCUUAUCAUUGUACAUACGCAUGUGAUAUCAGUUAUAUUGCCCUAGCUUAUCAGAAUAUCAGAACGACGCCACAUGCUGAUAUGUGUAAUUUCUCCUGUACACCAAAGAAAGGGCCUCAAAUGUACUGAAUGAGAUAAUUUCUUUCAUUUUUGCAUAAUCGUCGUAUGCUUUUAUUUUGUCUUCUCGACGUUCUCAAACUGAGACAACCACUCACGAGGAAUAUUUCCUUGCUUAUUUUAUUAUUAAAGAAAAGUGUAUCAUUAUGAAGAAAGCGUGUGCGUGUCGCCAAUCUGUUCCCCCUGUCAGAGAAACCAUAUUUCUUCC
Messenger RNA from Branchiostoma belcheri (Belcher's lancelet), 1933 nucleotides. RefSeq names its product T-cell leukemia homeobox protein 3-like. Bases 241 to 1167 code for a protein of 308 amino acids. Gene Ontology annotation, biological process: regulation of transcription by RNA polymerase II; animal organ development. The record is from RefSeq and is a predicted model, not a curated record. The transcript is spliced from 3 exons. Gene Ontology annotation, cellular component: nucleus. Gene Ontology annotation, molecular function: RNA polymerase II cis-regulatory region sequence-specific DNA binding; DNA-binding transcription factor activity, RNA polymerase II-specific. NCBI's taxonomy places the organism in Eukaryota, Metazoa, Chordata, Leptocardii, Amphioxiformes, Branchiostomatidae.